Molecule: messenger RNA, 2635 nt
Organism: Carya illinoinensis
Lineage: Eukaryota; Viridiplantae; Streptophyta; Magnoliopsida; Fagales; Juglandaceae
Product: putative pentatricopeptide repeat-containing protein At5g52630
Exons: 1
Coding region: 65-1903 (612 amino acids)
Biological process (GO): RNA modification
Molecular function (GO): protein binding; RNA binding; zinc ion binding
Source: RefSeq, a predicted model, not a curated record
UGCCAUCCAACUCAAGGCUCUUGGCUAUAAAUAACAUAUUAGCAUAAAUUUUUUAAAAGAAGAAAUGUUGAAAAGGAUACCCAGCCCCCGUAUCAGUUUCUUUGACAAGCUCGCAUAUGACGCCAAAACUCUUGCAUCCUCUAUCAAGAUUCAACGUCAACAACAUAACAUGAACGACCACCUAAUAUUAGAGUCCCAGUCCCACCCAAGCCAGAGCCGAAGCAACGUCACCGACCCACGCGUUGUCCACGCUCAAGCCAUCGUUGCCGCCAACACCGACCGCUCUGUCUACAACAACCUAAUCACUCUCUAUUCCAAAUCCGACCUCUUGUCCUACUCCCUCCGCCUCUUCCACCAAAUCCCUUCUCCCAACGUCGUCUCAUGGACCGCCCUCAUCUCCGCCCACGCCAACUCCAUCCUCUCCCUCCACCACUUCGUUUCUAUGCUCCGCCACCCCACCUUCCCCAACCAGCGCACCUUUGCCUCUCUCUUCAAAACCUGCACUGCGCUCCCUUCCUUCUCUUUCGGCCUUGGCCUCCACUCUCUCGCGCUAAAACUCUCGGUCUCUAGCGAGCCCUUUUCUGGGUCCGCACUCGUUAAUUUCUACUCUAAAUAUCGUUUACCCAAUGAAGCUCGUAAGGCGCUCGACGAUAUCACUCACAGAGAUGAGGUUUGUUAUUCCGCCAUUAUCGUGGGACUUGCGCAGAAUUCACGGCCCAUCGAUGCGUUAUCGAUGUUUGCUGAAAUGAGAGCUUGCGAUGUGGCGUCCACGAUCUAUAGUGUCUCCGGCUCGCUUCGUGCGGUCGCAGAGAUUGCUGCAUGGGAGCAGUGUAGGAUAAUCCAUGCCCAUGCGGUUGUUACGGGGCUAGAUUCCAACGUGAUUGUGGGUAGUGCUCUAAUUGAUGGGUAUGGAAGAGCAGGUUUUAUUUCAGAUGCUCGGGAGGUUUUUGAUGAGAAUUUUCCGGUGAUGAAUAUCGUGGGUUGGAAUGCAUUGAUGGCUGGCUAUGCACAGCACGGAGAUAACAACAUGACCCUCCGGCUUUUCAACUCAAUGGAAGCUCGAGGGCUUGUGCCGGAUGAAUAUAGCUUUCUAGCAGUCCUAACAUCGUUUUGCAAUGCAGGUUUGGCUGUUGAGAGUGAGCAGUGGAUGAAUAGGAUGAAAGUGGAUUACGGUUUGGAACCGGGACUAGAGCAUUAUACGUGUUUGGUGGGUGCAUUGGGACGAGCUGGUCGAUUAAAAGAAGCUGAGAGGCUUGCAAUGACUAUACCUUUUGUGCCGGAUGCUGCAGUGUGGCGGUCAUUGCUAUCCAGUUGUGCAUAUCACGGUGCAGCAGAUAUGGCUUGGACCAUGGCUAGAAAGUUAUUGGAACUUAACCCUCAUGAUGACUCGGCUUAUGUGAUUGCUACCAAUGUGUUAUCAGUUGCAGGUAGGUGGGACGAGGUGGCAGAAGUGCGGAAGAUGAUGAAAGAUAGGGGGGUGAAGAAGGAAGGUGGGAGGAGCUGGGUAGAAGUGCAAGGGAAAGUACACGUGUUUUUGGCCGGGGAUAGAAGGCAUGAGAGGACGGAGGAAAUAUACGAGAAGUUGGCAGAGUUAAUGGAAGAGAUUGAGAAAUUAGGGUAUGUGCCGGUUUGGAAAGAGAUGCUUCGUGAGGUAGGAGAAGGGGAGAAAAGGGAAGCUCUUUGGUAUCACAGUGAGAAAUUGGCAGUGGCUUUUGGAGUGGUGAGUGGAGCUGCCCCACCCGGUAAGGCACUAAGGAUUGUGAAGAAUUUGAGGAUUUGUAGGGAUUGUCACGAGGCAUUCAAGUAUUUUAGUAGAAUUUUGGAGAAGGAGAUUAUUGUGAGGGAUGUAAACAGGUAUCAUAGAUUUUCAUAUGGUAGUUGCUCAUGCGGAGAUAUCUGGUAACUUGUAGGAGAUGAGGCAUCUAAUGCUACCCAAGGGAGAGAGACUUGCACACCCUUCAAAUGUUAGGGGUGUUGCACCUUUUGUCAACAUUCGACGUUCGCUUAUAAAGAUUGUUUUUAUGUAGCGUCUGAUGAGUUCCUUUUCUUGUUAAAAUGUUUUUUCAAAUUUUAAGAGCUUGCCAAUAUAAGUCCAAAUUUUAACUAAAUGCAAGAAAAAAUAUCUACAUUGGCCUAGCUAAACUUCCAAACUUUGACAUUUGUCCUAUGGUAUUUCUUAGCUCAUCUCUAUGUCUGGCGAGGUACUAUUCACGGACCAAACUGAUAUCUUAUCAUUUAUCUACCUCCCCGCUCGCUAACUCUUUCCUUGGGUUUUUCUCUGUCUUCAUCCCGAAACCCCUCAUUUGAUAUUUCUUUUCUUUCUUUCUCUCGAAACUCCCUUCUCUUCUUCGACUCAGGCAAUCCCCUCUUCUCUCUGUCGUUCUUUUCUUCUUCAACCCGCAAGCCUCAUUCUCUCACACAUUUUCGUUCAGCCUAAUAAAAAACACGUCCAACCAUUCAAACCAUCUUUCAUUGAAGCUUUUCCUUUCACACCAUGAGAUCCAAGGAACGCAAACUGGUACUCUCUCUCUCUCUCUCUCUCUCUGAUUUUAGCUCGUUUUUGUACAGACUGGAUCUAUCAGUUUGAACUCGUGUUUGUGUAAUGGAAAAUUUGUAGUUUUCUUUGUUCUUGCAA